UCCGGAUCAAAUCUUUUCACUGUCAGAAAUGCACAUUAUACUAAGGCCGUUUAUUUGGAUGAGCGAUUUAAGCUUUUAAUUUUAAAGGUAAACAAGAUUUUUAAAAGUUAACUGUAACGCAAAAAUCGAGGUGAAAAACAUUUUACUAAUGCAGAUGAAAUAGAACGGACCAGGAAAUGACAUGAUAAAGCGCAUCAAGAAGCGUGUAGCGAUGUAACAUAACAAAAUGGUGAAUACUUCAUUAAACUUGGAUUACUCUAGUGAAAAACAGAACGUGGAAGCUAUAAUUAAUACCUCUGUCUCCCAGGAAUACCUUCUGUGGCUGGCGAACGAGCGCCUGUAUCUCAUUAAUGUACCCACCAUCGUGUUCUACAUCAUCGCCAUUAUUGUGGGGAUAUUCGGAAAUUCGCUGGUGAUUUACGUGUUUCGAUUUCGUUUUAAGAAGACCACUGCCAAUAUAUUUAUUGUAUGUCUAUCUGCUUUUGACACAAUAACGUGCUUUAUGUUGAUUUUUGAAGUUUUUGACAAGCGCCUUCCUAUGUAUAGUGGAAACUACCCUGAAAUUUGCAAACUAGUGCGAUGUCUAGAAGUCUUUGCCAAUGGAGGGGCUAGUAUCAUUCUGGUAGGGAUAGCGUUUGACCGUUACUAUAAAAUAUGUAAACCAUUUAAGAGACUUUCAAUGAGGAGCGUGAGAAACUUAAUAAUUGGGACUGUGACAGUCAUGAUCCUUGUGAGCUGGCCUAUGGUAUUAUUUCAUGGAUCGGAGAUUGUAACCACAACAUAUCGGGAUAUUACGGGUAAAGACUGUGCGGAUGACGACAACUUUAAAGGAUCUGUGUAUCCGGGGAUUUAUUUCAUCAUCCUGUUUAUUUUUAUAAUUGCUUGUAUCGGUAUGAUUGUUGUUUUAUACUCGUUAAUUUUCGUAGCAAUUCUUAAAUGGAAGCACAGAAUUGUCGGGGAAGAAAUUCGAAUGGGAUCUUUGUCCGAAAGUAUCAAAACUGUAUCCUCUUAUUCACAGAAACAAAGAAGGCAAACAAAGGAGGAAGUUCUAAACCAAUGUGAAGAGAAGCCACCAUUUAGUAUCACAAAUACCAUGUUUAGCAAAAAUUUUAACCAUUCUUAUGCAUCAGAAGUUUGUGGGGACAGAACUGGGCAAACAUGCAUCGCACAAAAUGAGGAAAAUGAAAAUAAAAUGAAAGAAUUUACACUAAAAAAGAUAGGUGAAGCCACAGUAGAAAAUCAAUCCAGCUCAGCUGGAAUAGUGAAUAGAGGAUUCACGGAUUCUGAUAAAAAGACUGAAGAGGAAGUGUUAUCAGAUUUGACUAAAACAGUGUCCUGUCUAACAGUCAACAAUUAUACUGAAAAUAAUAGGUCUAAAACAAGCAUAUCUAACGAAAUAAUUAUAGAAAACCCAACAGACGAGGCUGAUAAACAGCCUAAACAAGACUAUGUCAUUAACGGGUCUAUGAGUAUCGACGAAAGCAAAAUUAAACUGAAAUAUAAAGUGAAAUUUCUAAACUUUAGAACCAAACUUCGGCGGCAUGGAAGCAAGUCCGACGUCCGAAUUAGUGCUACGACUGUUGUUUUUAGUUUGAUAGCCCUUUUGUACGUUUUGAGUUACAUUCCAACUAUAGUUGUGGAAAGCAUCAACGCAAUCGACCCUCUAAUCGAAGAAAACUUGUCUGAUACUACAAGAAAAGUUGUGGUCAUGGCAAACUCGGCCUACUUCAUGAACGGAGCCUUUAACCCAUUAAUCUAUGGGCUCUUCAACAAAGCUUUCAGGGAUGAACUUCUUUUAAUGGUAAAAGGAAAUCCAAAAUAACUUCGACACCAACGACAUUUAUAUGUACAUGUUUAACAAAAUUGAAUCUGUCUCAAAGAUUUGAAAUUAAAUUAAAUGAAACAUGGCUUAUAAAUCCAUAUA
Messenger RNA from Saccostrea echinata, 1924 nucleotides. RefSeq lists its product as uncharacterized. Lineage: Eukaryota; Metazoa; Mollusca; Bivalvia; Ostreida; Ostreidae. The transcript has a single exon. Gene Ontology annotation, biological process: neuropeptide signaling pathway. Gene Ontology annotation, cellular component: membrane. The record is from RefSeq and is a predicted model, not a curated record. Bases 227 to 1822 code for a protein of 531 amino acids. Gene Ontology annotation, molecular function: G protein-coupled peptide receptor activity.